Messenger RNA from Ceratina calcarata, 892 nucleotides. Its product is annotated as protein FAM136A. The transcript has 3 exons. The record is from RefSeq and is a predicted model, not a curated record. The coding region runs from base 325 to 684 and encodes 119 amino acids. NCBI's taxonomy places the organism in Eukaryota, Metazoa, Arthropoda, Insecta, Hymenoptera, Apidae. Gene Ontology annotation, cellular component: cytoplasm.
CAUCGUUUUUAGACAACGAUAUCGGACAUAGGGACCUCGUCGAGAGGUUGGCAUCGCCGAUCCGCUGAUAAGGAUUCUUCCUUUCCACUGCCACUUUUCAGUUUAAUACCCAGUUUAUCGUCGGACGCGUGCGAAGUCGUUGAGAGUUUCUCUCACUCUACCUCUACUACCUCGAGCCGGUACUUUUUAAUAAAUAAAAUUACUUCGACGUCGUCCAACUUUUUCGAUAAAUUGGUACGAGAUGGAUCAACAAAAGCGCGUCGAGGAACACACUACCAAAAUAGUAGAGGGAAUCGAUAAAUCGAUGAGAAAGAUGCAGGUGCAAUGUGCUUGUAUUUUCAGGGCGACUCGCUGAGGUGUGCUGCAAAUUGUUACGAUAACGAGUCGUAUAGUAUACAAAGGGUACAGAACUGUGUAAGAAACUGUAAUAACGCGGUGGAUCAAGCCCAAGACUACAUUAAAGACGAACUUGGAAGGGUCCAAAACCGAUUACAAAGAUGCGUCAUGGACUGUAACGAUAGGAUAAAAGAUGCUGUGGGUCCGAAUCCGUCGCAACGCGACGUAGAUAAGUUCAGUGAACAGUUCGACGACUGUGUGACGAAAUGCGUGGACAGUUAUUGCGAGAUAUUGCCAAACAUGGAAAGAACUAUGAAAAAAGUUCUCUCGGAGAAGUUUCAACAGUAGAACGCGAAUAGAAUGAAUGAUUCCGCGACGUGGAAAUAAAUCAGCUGCCAAUCGUGUAUGCUGUGCGAUUGUUCGCACAAAUAAUUUGUCGCAUUUUUAUUUCGAUCGUGUUUGCCGGAAAACAUUUUUUACGAUACGGAGGAUGCAUGAAAUAAUAAAUUUCAUGAUUACUGUAUUUAUUAACUAGUACACGGUGAUUGCAGUGGUA